This is a messenger RNA of Zophobas morio, 1024 nucleotides long. RefSeq lists its product as uncharacterized. The transcript is spliced from 3 exons. The record is from RefSeq and is a predicted model, not a curated record. Gene Ontology annotation, biological process: defense response. Gene Ontology annotation, cellular component: extracellular region. Bases 242 to 970 code for a protein of 242 amino acids. NCBI's taxonomy places the organism in Eukaryota, Metazoa, Arthropoda, Insecta, Coleoptera, Tenebrionidae.
UAUUUAGAACACGAUAUGCAAAAAAUUUGUGUGAAUAAUGAUGAUACGAGUAAGUGGUUGCGUGAGGAGUAUUUUCGGAAAACACAAAGCGAAAAUAUGCUCCAUUUUCUGGAUUCAACGAUAACAUACCUGAAUAGCAUACCUCAUUUAAAUUGUCUGCAAUUUUUACACAAAAUUUGCUGUAUAUAAUAAAUCGACGGAACCACAACCUAGUAGUUGAGAUUGUAUUAACAACGUCACGAUGUUAAGCAAAACUGUCUUCGUAACACUCCUGGCCCUCUGCUCAGGAGUGGAAUUUCAGAUCCAAAACACAGCUAACUUCGACAUUUGGGUUGGUAUUCAGGCCAAUCCAAACCAUCCUCUGCUGAGAAAUGGAGGUUUUGAUCUACCACCAGGACAAAAGGUUUCUGUACAAGCGCCCGAAAAUUGGGCAGGCCGCUUCUGGGGUCGCACAGGCUGCAACCCAAACACCAAACACUGCGACACCGGCGACUGUGGCAACAAACUCGAGUGCAACGGGGCUGGAGGUGCACCCCCUGCCACUCUGGUGGAAAUCACCCUCAAAGGAGACCAAGGCAAAGACUUCUACGACGUUUCCUUAGUCGACGGUUUUAACAUCGUAGCUUCUAUUGAACCCAUCGGUGGUCAAGGCGACGGCAGCCAAUACAGCUGCAAGAAGGACGCUUGCUCGAAUCACGACGUAAUCAAUCAGUGUCCCGACAAACUAAAAGUUAAGAAUGGUCAAGGGACUGUUAUUGCUUGUAAUUCGGCUUGUAAUGCCUUUAAUACUGAUCAGUAUUGUUGUCGUGGUGCUUAUGGUACUCCCGAUAAGUGUAAAUCGUCCGCUUGGCCUGUGGAUUACCCGAAGUUCUUCAAGGAUCGUUGUCCUGAUGCGUACAGCUAUGCGUAUGAUGACCACAAGAGCACUUUUACAUGCAAAGCCGAAACUUAUUUGAUCAAGUUUGGGUAAUAGGGUUAUUUGUAACGAGGCGGAAAGGCAAUAAUUGAAUAAAGUGGUAGUUGU